Molecule: messenger RNA, 1611 nt
Organism: Misgurnus anguillicaudatus (oriental weatherfish)
Lineage: Eukaryota; Metazoa; Chordata; Actinopteri; Cypriniformes; Cobitidae
Source: RefSeq, a predicted model, not a curated record
AUGUAUUCAAAAUGUCCAUUGUGUGGUCGCGACUAUGCUCAACUAAGCCAGCAUCUGAAGGUGUUACACGGUGUGGUCAAUCUGGAGGAGAGACGCCUCCUUCUGUCGCUAGAGUCCGGCCGGGUCAACGUGCCGGGAUGCCAGAAGGAGGUGUCAAGGAUGGAUAGGCACCUCUUCUCCCACUCCGAGCUCUCGGCAAAGGCACACCGGGUCGCCUUUGCCGAGAGCAAGCGGCAAAAAAUAUUGUUGGAGUUGGCAACCCUGAGAGCUACGAACCCGGCGGUGCCGAUGGUGUCUUCCCUCGACCUGCGGGGGGAAGGAGAGCAGGCCGGGGAAGGCACCUCGGCCGCCGCCGAGGAAGACGUGGAGCCGCAGGACAGGCUGAGGGCGACCAACGCCGACCUCAACGAUCAGGUCGACGCCCUCACGUCUUCCUUGGCGGAGCUCACAAAGAGAUAUAAAAAACUUCUUCGUCGGCAGACGGCGAGGCCGGCGCAGGAAGUCCGGAGGGUGACGGGCAAGCUUCUCAGCGCUCUGGAGGCUCCGGUGUCUCCGGACCGGGAGGAGGCACCACCGGAGGCCACCGGAGACUCUCCUCCGGAGGUAGAAGCUGGUCCCGUCACGCCACCCCCGCAACCUGAGGAGGAAGAGGGGGGAGAGUCAAGCGGCCCUCAGUUUCCGGACCACGUGGUCGCCCUUAACGAGCUCCUGGCGGAGUUCAGGAGGCAUCACGAGGGGCCGGAACCCAGCCGGAAGCUGAGGGACAACGUGACUAGCAAGAUCUACCGUAUCAGGGCCUUCGUGGCCUACAUGGCGGAGGGGAAAAGCAGGCUGGCCACGUUGCGGUUCAUGGACGACCCUGAGAGGAUGAGGACGUGGGUGACCAAUCUCAGGGCGUCCAAAAUGACCGAGACCACCUUGAACCACUACCUGAACAACGUGGCCCAGUUCCUUGACUACGUGCAUGAGACCCCUCCGCCGACCUCCCGCCUGUCCAAGAAAUCCAUGCUGGGGAUCAGGCGGGAGGUCAGGGCCCUGCUGAAGGGCCUCCGUAGAGGUGUUGUUAUGCACCAAAUUGGGGUGAAACAGGCCAAAGAGGGCCGCGUCAUCCCCAAGGUGGUGCUUUGUCGAUGCCUCUCGGAGGCCAAGAAGCGCAUACCGGAGGUCCUGGACCAGCUCGAGAACGACCUGCAGCAAAAGACGCAGUUCUCCUUCUAUGGCUACUUGACGGCCUACUACGCCUCCAUUUACGGGCACCGGCUGGGGGUUUUUCAGAACCUCACCAUCCGGGAGGUGGAGGGGGCCGUCAAGUCGCCUAGCACGGGGGACUACCUCAUAAACAUCUCUCUACACAAGACGAACCGGGCGUUCGGCCCGGCGCAGCUGUCCCUGACCGCCCAGGAGUACGGAUGGUUUCGGCGGUUCCUGGCGCUGCGCGACCGGCUGGUCGGCGGGCCGGACGCCCGCUUAUUCUUUUACACGUCGACAACAACGUUUGCCUUUCCUUCUGAUACAGAACAACUACUUUCAGGGGGCUUGGGUGUCGAUGGGCCUGCCGGGGAAACCCACGUUCAUGGACGUGAGGACCUCCAUCGCCACCCACGCCCGUAA